Messenger RNA from Topomyia yanbarensis, 4343 nucleotides. RefSeq names its product zinc finger protein 860-like. The record is from RefSeq and is a predicted model, not a curated record. Bases 183 to 1508 code for a protein of 441 amino acids. Gene Ontology annotation, biological process: neuron differentiation; regulation of cell cycle process; negative regulation of transcription by RNA polymerase II. Gene Ontology annotation, molecular function: DNA-binding transcription repressor activity, RNA polymerase II-specific; RNA polymerase II cis-regulatory region sequence-specific DNA binding. NCBI's taxonomy places the organism in Eukaryota, Metazoa, Arthropoda, Insecta, Diptera, Culicidae. The transcript has a single exon. Gene Ontology annotation, cellular component: transcription repressor complex; nucleus.
CGGUAAACAAGUGUUUAUUGAACGCGCUUUUGCCCUGUACAUAUACUUUACAACAAAAAAUUUAGUAUUUUGUUAGUGACAAGUUAUAGAAGUGUAAUUGAUAAUUAGUUGGACUUAAGUUGUAGUGUAUAAGAGCGUUAUCGAAAGCAAGUGCUUAUAGUGUGCUUGUGUAACAUGCUAGUAUGGCUUCAUCGCAGCUCCAAAUCCGCCCGCCAAUGGGUCUCCUGACAACGGUGGCAGAUUUGCCACCAAGCUACAAGGCGAGAUACAUAAGCGCUACCAUCAAACUCACCCCCGAGUCGCCACUCGAUUUAACCGUAAAGCAAAGCUUUGGAGGAGCAAUUACACCGCCACUGACGCCAUCGCCGCUGAAGAAGCGUUAUCGCGAGGAAAAUGACGAAAACCACGAUGGCAAUCGCGUCAAGCAGAUUAAGGUCGAAAUUGAAGAGCAGGACAAAAGGGAAACUACACCAGUGAAACCGGUUAAAUCGGCCGUGGCUUCUAGAAAUUCGAAGAAUCCCCCACCGGUCGCCCCAGUGUUGAAAGAGAGACGCACCAAAGCAGCAAGAAAGCUUAAAUUUGACGAAGAGACUACAUCACCCGUUUCGGGUACAAUAAUUAUAUCGCUGGAGGAGGUUAUCAACAGUGAAAUUCCCCGCGAAUCUGGUGAUAUUGAUCCUCAAUUUAAUCUGGUAGAAAUAUCGGACGAAGUUCGAGCUGAGCUAGCAACUAUUCCCAACGUAAUUGGUGCCUAUAAUUGUAAACUAUGUCGCCUUGAGUUUGAGGAUGCUUUUGGCCUCGCCCAGCAUCGGUGUGCAUGUAUUGUUCUUCUAGAAUACCGUUGUCCCGAGUGUAGCAAACGUUUCAACUGUCCAGCAAAUCUUGCGUCACAUCGUCGGUGGCACAAACCACGUGAUCAAGUUGCUAAAAAAGGAGAUACUGGUAAGACUGGUGAGGAUCCUGAGUGUAAAUACCGAUGUGAACAAUGCAACAAAACGUUCAAACGCCCCGCCUAUUUAAAGAAGCAUCAGUUAACGCAUGAAAAAGCUAAAAACAAAUCGAAACAUAUUCAAUCAAGUGCCGAAAGCGAACAUAACGCAACAAACAGCAACGUCUCUGGUGAACGUAGCAGUGGCGAAGAGUCGAACAAUUCUGCUGACAGUCGCAAUACUGUUUAUGUUAAUCAUAUGUCCGAAGCACCACAAACCAUGUUCACGGUAGUAGCUAGUGAGCCUCCACUUCAACAUGAUCUGAUGCACCAUAACUACCACGCCAACUCCAGAACAUCGCAGCAUUCGUCGACAACAGAAUAUAGCGAAAUGGAUGAAGAUGAUGAUUACGAGGAGCGGGCCUUAGUGAUCAAUGAAGACUACCAGGACGAAAUGGAGGAAAUUCGGUCAGCUUACUGUGACCGUUUCACCGAGGAAGAAAACAUAGCAGCUGCUGCGUUGGCUCAUCUACGCAAUGGACCAUCGGUAAUACGGCAUACCACCGCUUUGGUUGUCUAGGGAACAUAAACUCGUAAGUUGCUUAACAUUAGAUGCUUAAGUACUAUCACGUUGGUUAACGGCGUUCUACUCAAUGGAUUGCUGUGCAUAACUUUAGAUUUAUUUUUUUUUUGUAAAUUUUUAAUCACUGAAUCAGCAUCACACCAAAUAAGACUUUCGUCGGCUACUAAGAGAAGACUGUACAUAGCUUUAUAGGGUAAGACUGGAGCAUAGCUCACGAAUAUUAGUAAAAGAAAAGCUUAGACGAAAUGUUCCUUAAUUUGCAGUUGUUUUGGUUGAAGUCACUCGCUAAGAUAUUUCAUUUUAGCUGCUACAGUUUACAUCCGGUCAAGCAAACCUAUAAAAACAAUCUUCAAACAUAUUUUGAAAUAAUUUUUAAAAAAAUAUAUGUUAUUGUCCUUCAAAUUAAAGUUAUAUAAUUUAUUCUCGCAAAACACAUUUGUAAAUGUCAUUGAAUUAAUAUCUUUUUCAACCAAAUUUCGCCGAGUUUUCAUCACUUCAAAGUUUCAGCAAUACAAGAUGAGCAAUUUAAAUUUAAUACAUUUGACAGAUAUUGUUAAUUGAUACUUAAGAAAUCGGAAAUAUAAAAUUGACAACGCAUUUAUCGAUGUUUCAGUAAUCUAGUUUGGAUUACAGAAAAAUCCGUAAUGCGCUGUCAAUUUGACAAUUUCGUUUGCCUAACAACAAAAAGAAUCUGUCAAAUGAAUUUCAUUUAAUUUUCUUAGCUUUCAGUAUCUUAGAUUGCUUAAACUAUCUGCUAAUAAAAAUGUACCAAAAAUUUGAAAACCACCGGCGAAAAAAUAUUUUAUGUGUAUAAAACAUAAUGACGGGUCAGAUUUGCCACAGUAAAAGAAAACCAUAAAAAAAUAUAGGAACUACAUCGAGUAAACUUACCGCUGUUUACUGUUUCGGAUGUACACUGUUGCUACUGAAGGCUGCGUCUUCUGAUUGCCUACCAAAGUUAAUUUUUUUCGCAACUGCUGUACAAUGGAACUUUCGUUCUCCACACUUCUGUACAUUCGAUUUAAAAUUUUCAGAAAAUUUUAAAUUUAACCAAAAAUGAGUAUCCAUCUAGUCAUUCUAUUAGUUAUAAGAUAUAUUCAUUCGAAGAGCUAUUUAAUAAUAUAUUGUCAUUAUUUAUUAUAAAACCUAUCCCACUACCAGUGUAAAGUCUUUCAUUUGCACGAUGUCAUAACAAGACAAACAUUUCCUGCUAGGGUUAGCUAAACAACAAGCACAACGUGUACAGACAAUACUGUUAUGAAAGACAAAUUAAUAGUGAGAUUAUUUACGUUUGCAUUUUUCGUUCUACGGUCAGCUUUUUGGACGUGACAAAAGCACUGUCGCAGGUUCGGGAUUUGCUUUUGCAAUCGAGUGGAAAAUUGUGCCAUAUUAUUACCAUAACAAAACGAGCCGAAAAAAUCAUCAACCUGAACAUGUAUAGGUUUGUAAACAAGGGUUAGGUCUAUUAGUAUUGUCUAAGGUCUAGUCAUCAUUAUUUCACCAACUCUAGUCGAACUUUUAGUCAUUUUUCUUUACUGCCUAUUUAGGUAAAUACUGUACAUUGAUUUGAAAAUUUUAUUUAGAACCUUAAUUUAUUUGUUAGUAGUAAGCUACCAAAAUAAAAAAAACUAGUCAUGCCCUCAAUAAUAUACAGCAAAACUAUAGACAUUUUACCCAUCGACUUGCAAAAAUCAUAAAUCGUCAAUCGCCAAUAUAGCCACACGUUCAUAGAAGCGAAGAUGAAGCUUAUACGGUCUACCGUAAUUUAAGUUUGUAGGGAAAAGAUUAUUGGCCCUAAAUCGACGGAAUGCGUAUAAUUUAACAUCUACAUCUUUGAUUUCUUCGUACAAACCAAUAUAAUAAUAAACAUGACCUGGAGACGGUGAAAUGGUCGUGUUUGAGCACAACAAAAACUCGAUUCGAGGGCCUCAAUGAGUGUCCUACUUCAGAGCGGAAAUGAGCUCAUUACUCUAUGUAGUCAUUGUUAGUUCGACCGAUUGUAAGUUUCACUGUUUCAGUUAAUUCCCGCAAGUCUGUGUAUGAAGUGUCUAUACUUUGCACGGUAACUAUCAUUUUAAUCUAGUCAUUUAUAUUCUGGUCAUAUUCACAUUUCAUAUAUUCUAGUCAUAGUACGCUAUGUCUCGAAUAACCAGCUUUCGUUUGAUCUCUCUGCCAUUAGUCGUAAAAUUAAUAUUUAUUACAUCUCAUUCCAAAUAUUUAGGUUUCUCUAGUCAUCGAAACAAUUCUGGUCAUUAAAUGCACAAAAUUCUAGUCCAACUUAUUCAAUCGUAAGUUUAACAUAUUUAGAAGAUAAUUAAUUAGGUUUUAUGCACAUUGUCCCAUAAUCCACUGCUACAAAUGAGUUCUAAAUGUGUUUAAUAAUUUAACUAUUAUAUGUAACUUAAUUUAUACCAUGUAUGAGUAGUAAAACAAAGUAGAACGCCGUUUGCCGCAGGAAUGAAAACGAACAAUCAUUGUCGCUUAUCUCUUAAGUUUAAAAACAUAGAUCACUAAAUCAUUUAAGAAAAGUGAAAAACAUUACGUUUUAGAUCUAAUAAAAUGAAAUGUGAUAUUAGAUAAGUAAGUUUUUACAAAAGCCGAAUCUUUACACACGUACACUUUUACAUGUUUAAAUACUUGUCUUUAAAAUAGUAAACGCGUACAUAUUUCUAGUAAAUUUUAAGAUUAGUGGUAAAACGAAAAAAAAUAUUUUGUAUCUUUUAUGCCUAAGAGUUUGAAAUAAAUUAUUUAUUAAAGAAACACAAUCAAAUCAAUUGCAAUCACUUCCGUAGAUCUACCUUGCUUCUGAUCAAAUGAACCGGAGGAAGAACC